Molecule: messenger RNA, 2158 nt
Organism: Sceloporus undulatus (fence lizard)
Lineage: Eukaryota; Metazoa; Chordata; Lepidosauria; Squamata; Phrynosomatidae
Product: alcohol dehydrogenase 1-like
Exons: 10
Coding region: 421-1542 (373 amino acids)
Biological process (GO): retinol metabolic process; retinoic acid metabolic process
Cellular component (GO): cytosol
Molecular function (GO): zinc ion binding; all-trans-retinol dehydrogenase (NAD+) activity
Source: RefSeq, a predicted model, not a curated record
AUAUAACGUGUGCUGAGCAGAGGUGGUGAGAGUUUUUUGAAGAUCUGUUCUUGCCUAAGCAAGAACUCUUUAGCGAAGACUGUGGACAGACCUAAAGGAAAUCUCACACACAAUGGCAACUGUGGGGAAGGUCCUGUUAAAGAAUUCUGAGGAGGAGAACAAGAAAGAACCAAAUCUGAGAUGUACUGACAGUAUGGUAACAAAAUAAGACUACCGUAUGAAUCCACAUAGGUUCAUAUUAUAGGCUUGAAAUAUUUGCAGUGUACCUGACUCUAAACAGAUGAAGUGAUUUAAUUUAAGACAUCUGGCAAUAUACAAGUAUGCAUGUUUUCAAGCAUACAUGACAUUCUUCAUCGAACAAAAUGUGGCAAUACCUACUUGGAGCAGCUUUGUUGAAUGUGCUGAGAUGAACAAAGUGUGAUGGGAGUGAUUAAAUGCAAGGCGGCAAUAAUCUGGGAAGCUGGGAAAGCACCUUCCAUUGAGGAGGUGGAGGUGGCACCACCAAGAAGCCAUGAAGUUCGAGUGAAGAUAGUGGCCACUGGGAUCUGCCGGACUGAUGACCAUGUAGUGAAAGGCUUUUUUCCUGAUAUAAACUACCCAGUCAUUGCAGGCCAUGAAGGAGCUGGAAUUGUUGAAAGUGUUGGGCCAGGAGUCACUUGUGUAAAGCCAGGUGACAAAGUCAUUCCUCUGUGUAUCCCCCAAUGUGGGGAAUGCGACUGCUGUUCCAGUCCUAAAGCUAACUGUUGCAUCAAGUCCCAUCUCUACAAACCUCUUCAAAACUUGAUGCCAGACAAAACCAGCAGGUUCACCUGUAGAGGAAAACAGAUUCACCAUUUUCUGUGGAUAAGCACCUUCUCUGAAUACACGGUUGUGCCUGAUGUUUCCAUUGCAAAAAUCAGUAAUGAUGCUCCUCUGGACAAAGUCUGCCUCUUUGGCUGUGGGUUUUCUACUGGUUAUGGCGCAGCUAUCAAUAAUGCUAAGGUGGAGCCUGGUUCCUCUUGUGCCAUCUUUGGCUUGGGUGGUGUUGGUCUGUCUGUCAUCAUUGGCUGCAAAGCAGCUGGUGCAUCCAGGAUCAUUGGGAUUGACAUUAACAAAGAGAAAUUUGCAAAGGCCAGAGAGCUAGGAGCCACAGAGUGCAUCUCUCCUGAAGAUUUCAAAAAGCCCAUUAAUGAGGUGUUGGUGGAGAUGACUGGAUUUGGCGUGGACUAUGCUUUUGAAGUGGUUGGACGUGUUGACAUUGAGGCUAUUGCCCUUGCAUCCUGCCACUUGGGUCACGGAGUCUGUGUGCUGGUUGGAGCACCUCCUGCAGGAUCCCAGCUCUCUAUCAGUCCUUUACAGCUCCUGACCGGGAAGAAAUUGAUUGGAUGUUUGAUUGGAGGUUGGAAGUUGAAAGAUGCUCUCCCUAAACUGGUUUCGGAUUAUAUAGAAAAGAAAUUUAAUACAGAUGCAUUAAUAACUCAUGUGUUGCCUUUUGAGAAAAUAGGUGAAGGCUUUGAGCUUCUAUACAGUGGUAAAAGCAUUCGCUGUGUCUUGUUGUUUUAAGAGAAUCUUCCUAUUUUACAAAUCUUUUACAUACUGGACCAAAUUCAAUAGAAUUUCUGCAGACACUCAACUGAAACUGUUACAGUUUACAACUAAUGAGCAGGCAAGUGAAUGAAGAGAAAACAUUUAAGUCUAUAUAUAAAUGGGAAGACUUUACAUUAUAUGAUUACAGCUGUAAGAAUUGUUUAGGCACAAAGGUGGAAAGAAAUAACAACUCCAACAAAGGUAGAUUGGCUGACGAAGACCAUUGAACUUGCUGAGAUGGAUAAACUCAAUUUUAAUCAAAGAAAAAUCCUUAGCUUUAAGAAAGAUUGGGAACAGUUUGUUUCUUUAAUGCAUUUUUAUCAGGGGCAGGUAUCAGUUUUAGGUUUUAUUAAGUGAACCAGGUGGAAUUGUUUUGAAGAAGUAAAACACAUUAUUAUGGUUUAAAGGAAGUACGGAGAAAUAGAGGAAAAUAAUUAUCACUUAGUAAAAGGCAAGUUACGAGUAUGUUAGUUAUAUGUAGUGUAUGUUUACUGUUUAGUUACAUAUGUUAAUUUGAAAGUGGUGUGUUUUGUAGUUUGUGUAUUGAUGUGGAGGAGGAGAAAAGUUUGUUUUUAUUUGUUUGUUUUAAUAA